ACCCUUGUCACAACAGUCUGUAACACGCAUGACACCACGACCUCGCAGCGUAUACACCUGGAUAAACCCAGAGCUCAGACAGAAACAUUACCAGGGCUCCUCCACUUCUGGUGUUGUCAGAGGUGCUGUGGGACAACCGAGACACCCACGACCCCGUAGCGUAUACUCAUGGGUCAACCCAAACCUUAGACAAGCUCAGGUUUCCGCCGCUCCCGGUUUCAAGAGCGUUAGUCAACAAGUCAGCAACAGGUCGAGUCCCCCGCUGAGCUGUUCCAAUACUUCCCGAAUUCCCAAGACAUCCUCCCCUCCUUCUCUGCACCCAGACUCUAACAGCACAGCUUUGGGCCAUGUGGGAAGACAGGAAAAGUCUACUCAACUACAGGAUAGACAGUUCUUUGCUCCAUUGCCCAUCGUAACUGUCUCUAGAAUGCCGCCAAUGCCGAAGUUCUGGGAAUUCAAACCUCUUGAAUUCAGUGAGGUGAUCGUGGUACACGCGGAGAGCCCAACUAGUUUUGUGGCAAUCCCAGCAGAGAUGAAGGCUUCUCUUGGGAAGAUGGAGAAAGAACUGGAAGAGAACUUCCUCUCACCACAGCCUCGUGUUACCUGUUUGUCUCAAGAAACCUUGUACGCCAUCAAAAAGAAGGGAGUGUACCACAGAGCAGUCUUCAUGCAACGUCUCAGUCAAGGAGGGAUCCAAGUCUUCUACCCGGACCACGGUAGAUUUGACCUUGUCUUCCCACCACAGCUGUUCCAGCUGCCGACUCAGUUCUACGCCAUGCCUUUCCUGGCUCAUCGGAUGGAGCUUGGAGCGAUCACCCCCAUCUCCAACAAGUGGUCUGAAGCCUCCAAGUUCUACUUCAUGUCCCGUGUCAUGAACAAGGUCACCUACGCUUACAUCGUACCCAACAAAACUGAGCAAGACGCACAGAAAAAAGUCAAGGCAGACCUAAGCAGUUUUGUGAAGCCUUUAGAGGUUCAUCUGAUAGAUACCUCUGGAGAAGAAGACGAGGUCAUCGGUGAACUGCUGUGUCUUCAGGGCUAUGCUCGGCGGCCGUGAGGCUCUCCCACCUCGAAGUGAGCACACAUAUUCAUCCAGGAUGU
Messenger RNA from Aplysia californica (California sea hare), 1101 nucleotides. Its product is annotated as tudor domain-containing protein 7A-like. The record is from RefSeq and is a predicted model, not a curated record. NCBI's taxonomy places the organism in Eukaryota, Metazoa, Mollusca, Gastropoda, Aplysiida, Aplysiidae. The transcript is spliced from 6 exons. Bases 29 to 1057 code for a protein of 342 amino acids.